AUGACAUACCUUAUGAAUUAUACACCAUCCCGCUAUGUUCGGAUAUCGUGUUUGAGAGGAAAUCCAAUUGCUAUAUUUUUUAUUCAGUUAAUUGGAGUUCCUGUGCCUGGUCUCGAACCAGAGUUCCAACCAGUUGUCAGUCACUUGUUGCCACACAUCGUAGCCCACAAGCAAGACGCUCACGAUCUGCACCUUCAGCUACUUCAAUACAUGACAUGCAGAUUGCUUCCUUUCCUUCCCCAACUUGAGGGAGACCUGAGCAGCUUUCCCGUGCUCCUGAGCCUAGCCUGCGUUUUCUUGCUAUGGUUGCGGGUCCAUUUUACCCUAUACUUCAUUGUCAAUGAACGGUUUGAAGUUUUAACUUAUCAAAAGUGGCCUAAUAACGGUAUGCCUGGCACAGUGGCAAAUGUUGAAGAAGGCAGAUGCUGGCACAACUACUUGGUUGCAGAGUAA
Molecule: messenger RNA, 453 nt
Organism: Eucalyptus grandis
Lineage: Eukaryota; Viridiplantae; Streptophyta; Magnoliopsida; Myrtales; Myrtaceae
Exons: 5
Coding region: 1-453 (150 amino acids)
Source: RefSeq, a predicted model, not a curated record